This is a messenger RNA of Euleptes europaea (tarantolino), 708 nucleotides long. RefSeq names its product synaptosome associated protein 25 (gene SNAP25). Gene Ontology annotation, cellular component: synaptobrevin 2-SNAP-25-syntaxin-1a-complexin I complex; plasma membrane. The transcript has 7 exons. The coding region runs from base 59 to 679 and encodes 206 amino acids. Lineage: Eukaryota; Metazoa; Chordata; Lepidosauria; Squamata; Sphaerodactylidae. The record is from RefSeq and is a predicted model, not a curated record. Gene Ontology annotation, biological process: synaptic vesicle priming; exocytosis; synaptic vesicle fusion to presynaptic active zone membrane. Gene Ontology annotation, molecular function: voltage-gated potassium channel activity; SNAP receptor activity; syntaxin-1 binding.
AGGCCGGCCAAAGGCAGACUCUUGACGCAGGGCUCCUGCCAAAACACACGCAGCCAAAAUGGCCGAAGAUGCUGACAUGCGCAAUGAGUUGGAAGAAAUGCAGCAGCGGGCUGAUCAGAUGACUGAUGAGUCCCUCGAAAGCACCCGUCGUAUGCUUCAGCUCGUUGAAGAGAGCAAAGAUGCUGGUAUCAGGACUUUGGUUAUGUUGGAUGAGCAAGGAGAACAACUGGAACGCAUCGAAGAGGGAAUGGACCAAAUCAAUAAGGACAUGAAGGAAGCAGAAAAGAAUUUGACGGACCUAGGAAAAUUCUGUGGUCUUUGUGCCUGUCCAUGUAACAAGCUUAAAUCAAGUGAUGCUUAUAAAAAGGCCUGGGGCAACAACCAAGAUGGCGUGGUCGCCAGCCAGCCGGCACGCGUGAUGGACGAGCGAGAACAGAUGGCCAUCAGCGGUGGAUUUAUCCGCAGGGUAACAAAUGAUGCUCGAGAAGGCGAGAUGGAUGAAAACCUGGAACAAGUCGGUGGCAUGAUUGGGAAUCUCCGUCACAUGGCCCUGGAUAUGGGCAAUGAGAUUGACACACAGAACCGCCAAAUCGACAGGAUCAUGGAGAAGGCUGUUUCCAACAAAAACAGGAUCGAUGAGGCCAAUCAACGUGCCACAAAGAUGCUGGGCAGCGGCUAAACGCUGCUGCGGACGGCUCCUCCGGACCU